AUGGCUCCGAGAAAUCGCUUGGAGUCGAGAGGCAGUCUCGCUGAAGACCAUGACGCAGCAAAUGCGUUUUUUCGCAAAAAUUAUUUGCGCUCGCGAAACAACAGAUACGCCCUCAGGCCGAGUCGCAUGCAGAACGGUCGUAGCCCCGCCGCGCAGCGGCGCGUCGGCCUCGACGGUCUGAACGAGGCUAGCCUGGCCAAAAUCGCACUGUUUUUGGGCCCGGGGGCGCAUGCCAUAUUGCCAUGCGUGUGUCGCUCGCUGUCCCAGGCCUUCGCCAGACCGUCGAUGUGUCGCCUCCUGUGCCAAUCCGUCUAUCAAGUCGAACUCGAUGACGAUAGAGACCGCGGCGAGAUGGACUGGCAUAGGGAGCACGCCUUUUUGAAUGGCACGUUCAGGCGCUGCGUCACGCUGAACGGGUUUUCGCGCGUGCUGUUGCCGGAGCGCGACGUCGGCCGGUGUGACGACUGGUUGAGACGGACUUGGUGCGCACAAAAGAAUGUUUGUGUGUGUUCGGUCUUGAACGUCGAUCGCUGUGUCUUGCAGGCGAGGUAUCCCCUGCAGCCCCUGGCUGUUGGGAACGGCAGAACCGGUUAUUACGAGGUCACCGUGGCGCGGUUUCGAGACGGGCGAGCUGCCUCGGAGGUCGUCGCGGGACUCUCUUACCCCGGCUGCGGCGCCCGCCCAGGACACUGCCGUGGCUCGUGGGCGAUUGAUGGGAACCUCUUGGUGCACGUGGAAAGCGUGAUUGGGAGCUUGUCAUUGCUCGGGCGAGUGGUCGAAGUCCGGGCGAACGAUACGCUUGGAAUUGGCGCUUGCUACGAUUUUCACGCGGACGAGUUGGGCAAGAGCUGCUUGUUUUUGACUCACAACGGCGUCCUCGUGUACGACGAACGUGUGCUACCGAGCAGACGUCGCGGACACCUCUAUCCAACUCUUUGCUUGCAGGGAGUCGAGGAGUUUUGGAGCAACUUUGGCAGCUCUCCUUUUGUGUUCGACUUGAUUUGGUAUCAGAGACGUCAUUUGGCAGGUGAUUCCUACUUUUCCUCUUACAAGUCGCUGGUUCCCCGCACGUACAACAUAGAUGCGAGCGUCCCAUUUUGGACUGUUGAGCAGAUCAUUGACGAGCUCCCCACAGCGCACUUGGCGCUCGAGGCGCGGGAAAAGCUGACGUCGCUCGGCCUCGUUUCCUCUGUUCGCGUGGGUGUGCUCGCAUCAAUAGUCCUGCAGCUUCGAGAUGCGCUGACUCGUGUUCAGGCGUUGUCGGCCGAGGAAAACGAGCAGCAGGCCGAGCUCGUAUUCGCCGCUCUGAGCGCCUAUUUCGGGGAACUAAUCACGAUACCGUACGAAGAGAGCCGAGAAGUCGACGCCAGAGGACUCGUUUGUGACCUGAGUUCUCUGGUGAAGCGUGUGAUUUGCAAAUGUAGCGAAUCGGCUGCUCUCAUUCAGGCACAAAAAGACGGCUGCGAUGUCGAAGAAAGCCUAGCCGACUUGCUUCGUCUAGUGAUUUCGCACUUCGAGACGCUUGCUCUGUUAGAAAUCGCAUCUCCUUUUCUAACCUAUCCGUCUAUCUUCGAGGAUACUGAGCACGCCCGGUGCGGAACCAUAGAGGGAUGGAUCAAACGCCUUUUUUUUCUCUCUGACCUCUUCUGCUCAACCGAACCUCUCUCUGACCCCAUCGACACCUCGUGGGCCGCCUUCCUCGUCUCUUCUUCUCUCUCUUAUGCCGAAUCGUGCGCCCCGCGUAAUGCCGGCGAAACCCCCAGCCAACCACCACACCUGUCUCCCCCACAACUCGCACGUGCCGACAUGUCCCGUCUGGCCUACAAUUUCGUACAACCCAUCUUCCUGAUGAACUGCCUGAUGGCGGCCGACAGGACUCUAGGCAGGCGCGUCCAACCGCUGGAACCUCCCUCUCUCGACCUGAGCGUGGCCCUGCUCUCGCACGAACUCUCGCUGAGCCUCGAAACCUCCUUGGACUGGAUUGUUAAGCAGUACGACAUCUACGGAUUUGCCUCGGACUCCAGUCUCAACUUCAUCCCAAAAACCUCGUCUCUCGCGAGGAAACGCGUGGAGUCCUACUUCAACUCGUGCAUACAAUCAAUCCUCAGCCGCUCGGACCGUGAACUCGUCAAGGCCCAAACGGACUCCGUCUUCCAACUCAUUCGACUCCUGAAAUCCCCAAACUUCUCCGGCGAUCCCGAGACGAACUACCUAAUCGAACACUUCGACCUCGCCGCGGCACCAACGACUCUAUCCGGCCAGCACAAGCUUGAACGGCUCGUCGAACUCAUCAGGCGCUCCCUGGACAGACACGUACUCUCUCGCCUAGACGAACAACCCUGGCUCUUCUCUCGUCCGGAUCUGCCCCCCAGGAAAAAAAAAGGGCCCUCAGUCUCUGACUUGAAACAAAAAAAAGACGAAUCACCAUCUCCAGUGCCCCAAGCCAAAUCCCCGACAACUCACCUCGGCCCUCUGGGCUCCUUCAUCGUCGGGGCCCUCGCGGGGAUCCUCGGCGCACUCGUGUUCGCUCGGCGCUUCAAAUCCGUCUAAUCAAGCCUCCCCCAAAAAAAUACUGGGAAAGUAGACCCUUGAACUAUUCUCUGAAAACAUAAAAUACGUGUUUCUAUGUGUAUAUUAUAUAUAAUAUCGUACUCUGUACACCAUGUCUCCCUCCGUGCACGCGAUGCGCUCGAGUGGGAGGCGCCCUCAACCGGC
Molecule: messenger RNA, 2715 nt
Organism: Schistocerca gregaria
Lineage: Eukaryota; Metazoa; Arthropoda; Insecta; Orthoptera; Acrididae
Exons: 3
Coding region: 1-2550 (849 amino acids)
Source: RefSeq, a predicted model, not a curated record